Molecule: messenger RNA, 1752 nt
Organism: Colletotrichum karsti
Lineage: Eukaryota; Fungi; Ascomycota; Sordariomycetes; Glomerellales; Glomerellaceae
Exons: 1
Coding region: 1-1752 (583 amino acids)
Source: RefSeq, a predicted model, not a curated record
AUGUCGGACAAACCGUUACCCCCGCCGCAACCUCUCAACCAGUCUCUCCCGCCUCUUCCUCCCCUCCAGACGAAAGAGCUGCCCAAGAUGAACAUCACCCGCCGUCCGGUUGCGAAGCAGCCCGCCCCGCCACCGCAAGAAGCGGAACAACCUUCGCCAACUGGUUCUAUCGGAAGUCUGCUGUCAGCAUACUCGAGGAGUUCCGGCGAGUCUCUCAUGAAGUCGCCGGGUGGAAGUUCAUAUCAGCGAGAUUCGGCCCCAUUGUAUCCUUCUGAUCAAGAUGGAACAAGAGAGGCCAAGAUCCUGACACCAACCUCGCCGUCCUCUGGUGACAAUGAAGCAUCAUACUCCCACUUUGGCGCACCAAACUUCACAACCCACAAAGGCUUGCCGCCUGCACCGGGUUAUCAGCGAGGGCAAGCCGCUCCUCCUCCGCCUGCAAAGUCAGGACAGGAGGCAGGUGUCAGCAGUCCAACGAGCUUUGAAUCAGCUUCGUCGCCUCAACGACCGAUAUGGAGGAGAAGAUCUGUCAAAUCUGAUCGCAAUAUAGAAGUACCUGAUCUUAAACUUUCAGUUAGCCAUGGCUCGACUGCAGCUUCCACACCAAACACCACACAACCGUCGUCAACCACCGCACCUCCCCCAGCGCAGCAGUUUCCCCCUCGCACGACUUCCGGCCUGCCCGGCAGGAAUAUUAGACCUAUCCACCUUCAAAACCUCCCUCCAGCACCAGCAGAAGAAGAAAUGGGCCAGGAAGCAUCGCGGUUGAAGCAGAAGGUGACACGCCUCCGCGGCGAGGAAGGAGCGAACGUGGGAGCUUCACAUAGCGACACGGCCCUCUCGCCCUCUCAGCGCCUGCCGACUCCGGAUUACGAGAAGGAAGACGUCAAGACGCCCGUGGUUGAUACUGUCGUCUCUCCCAUUUCACCAGCUUCGUCCCCCGAGCCUGCCGCCGACCAAGCGAGCGCCGAGGCAAAACCGCCCAUCCCGCGCAAGGCAGUCACCCAGCGCAACGUCCACAACGCCCAGAGUCUUCCCCAGCUUCGAGUCGAGCAGCCCACCACCAACAGCGAGGCUCCUCCAACCAUCACCAGAGACUUUGCCGUCAGUCCCACCAGCCCACCGACACAGGGCCAUUUCCCAGCUCGGACUACAUCCAACCAGCAGCCGCAGCAGCCGCAGCAGCAGCAGCAGCAGCAGCAGCAACAGAGAGGCCAAUGGCAACCUGCAGCUCGGGAACAUGCGCCUGCCCCCGCGUUCGCGCAGCAAAACGGCCACAUGCGUUCUGCCUCGAGGGACCAACGACCGGGCCAGGAACCCGUCGAGUACCGCGACAUGAAGGAGCUCGACCCGCCCGCCGACCCCCGCGCCUCCUUCUUCCCCAUCACCACCCCCGAGCCGCCCAGCCCGGGCAUCGUCUACAACGCGCGCCCCCUCAAGGAGAGCAUGUUCGACUGCUACGUCCGCCACCGAACCAUGGACCGCACCCGCAACCGCAACUACGCCCUCACCUGCCAGACCUGCGGCAAGGCCGACACCGAGGACCGCUUCAAGUGCCAGUGGUGCUACGUCCGCAUGUGCGCCGCGUGCUUCCACGUCUUCAAUGACAACCGCAGGGAUCUCAGGAAGCUCGUCGCUCACCUGGAUACCGCCGCUCAGAAUGGCGAGGCAGCGCAUGAAGAGCAGCCGGCUGAGCAAGCGCCCGCUCAAGAGAUACAGCGGCAGCAGCCUCCUCAGGUUGUCGCCGCUUGA